Messenger RNA from Pelmatolapia mariae (spotted tilapia), 1890 nucleotides. Its product is annotated as interleukin-1 receptor type 2-like. Gene Ontology annotation, molecular function: interleukin-1 receptor activity. NCBI's taxonomy places the organism in Eukaryota, Metazoa, Chordata, Actinopteri, Cichliformes, Cichlidae. Bases 57 to 1226 code for a protein of 389 amino acids. The transcript has 10 exons. The record is from RefSeq and is a predicted model, not a curated record.
CAGAGGAACAAUCUGAGGCAGAGAAAAGUUAGGUCGUUCAUUUCUGCUGAUCAUUGAUGGGUUUUAAAGGCUCUGCCAUGGACUUAAGUCUAGUCCUGGUAAGCCUUGUGUUUUUCUUCGGGCUGUGUGGAAUAUGUAGAGGAUCUGAAGAGGAGAACUGUACUGACUACAAACUCCAGUUUGAGAGGGUUUUCUCUGUUCCUGGAGAUGUGGCUAUGCUGAGAAGCACACUGGUCUCCUCAGAAGUCUUUGACUUCAAAACUGUCCCGUACAACAUCACGUGGUACAACUCGGUGUCAAGCCAAGAAAUCACCAGUCAGACUGGUCACAUCCUGGUGCACAAGGAGACUCUGUGGAUUCUAAAUGUAACCAUGAAUGACAGUGGGGAUUAUGUGACCAUACUGAGGACUCCUUCCCACUGCUACAGGCAGGCCAGCCGACUGGUGGUGGAGGAAAGAGCUACAGGAGAGUGUGGAAUGCCGAGGAAAGCUGAUCAGCUACUUACCAAAGGAGUCACUGACAAUCUGAGCUGCCCUCUGAGGAACGAAAUGAAUAAGCUGAACAGCUACAACAUCCCUUCCUCCAUCAAGUGGUACAGAGGUUGUGACCCCAUAGAGGACGGAACAGGCAGCUAUGGGUAUUGGGGCACCAAACUGAAAAUUACCAGUGUGGACCUUCAACACAAAGGCACCUAUACCUGUACUCUGACAUUCACCCUGGGUGGCAUCAAAGGGUCUCUAUCAGAGUCCAUUAACGCUGAGGUCAAAGGGGAUUACUCUUUGGUUCCACAAGUGCAUGAACCCUCAAAUGACGUAAUCAAAGCACAGAGAGGGUACAACUUCAGUAAAAGGUGCCUGGUGUUUGUGCCGGGUGUCUGGAAGCCUUUUGUUGAUAUUUAUUGGUUGGACAAAGAUGGAUUCUUUGAGACAAAUCCCUCUCACCGUGUCCACAUGUUAGAACAGCGUUUGCUGCCCCAAGAUGGCUCCAGCAAAGGUGCGUGGUUAGAGACCUGGCUGAUAUUUUCUGAGCUGAAGGAGGAGGACUUCUACAUAAACUACACCUGCCGUGCGUACAGUGACAGGGGCUUUCCUGAAGGAUAUUUCAGUCUGCAACCAGCAGAUUCAAACAUCAUCGUUGUGAUUGGAUCUGUACUCGGUGGUGUGAUGGUUGUCCUUAUUAUCACUUUCAUUGUCUACUAUAUUUCUAAGAUCAAUGGUGUGCUGUGAUUCAGACUAGCAUUCCCAGUCCUCUUUAUCAAACACAGGGUUACCAGGGUGUCCAAAGGCUGCCAGAUUGAGUUGAGGCUAAUUGUUGAUGCAAUAACAGAAGAAGAUGAGAAGUGGGAGUUAAAAUGUGUCACUCAGAACAAAGGAGGAAGACGAGAAGUGUUAAGUUAUAUAUAUAUAUAUUUUUUUGUCUGUUGAGACCACCUCAACAAACCAAAGACGGGACAACUAAACCUUGAUAUGUAAAAACUCUAAUCUACCUUUGCGUCUCUGUCUACAGACUCCACCUUUACAUGGGUGGUUGUGGCUGCAGGGGCUGUGAUCUCAUUCCUCACAGUGGUCUCUGUCUUUCUCUAUGUCCUCUUCAAACCUAGAAGGAAAAAGAACAGGGAUUACUUUCUGGCUCAGCAGAGCAGCACCUUCUAGCUCUGACGCUGUGCACGCUCCCUCAUCAGAGACCUCCUUUUAAACUUUACCUUUUACAUCAAAUUGUCUUUUUAUACAUUAUUUCCGUGUGAUAUCCAGGAGCAGCACCACGUCUUUUUUAGAGUUGCCUGUAAAAUCCACUGCUAAAGACUGCUAAUCAGCAAAUGAAUAACUUUAUGUUUGUUAUUGAUGUUAUAGUUUGCAGUGGGGAUUUGCUGAAAUGAAUUAAACAACUACC